This is a messenger RNA of Podarcis lilfordi (Lilford's wall lizard), 9536 nucleotides long. The record is from the annotation of a GenBank genome assembly. NCBI's taxonomy places the organism in Eukaryota, Metazoa, Chordata, Lepidosauria, Squamata, Lacertidae.
UAAGUACUUAACCUGAGGUACCACUGUAUAUAAAGAUUAAAAAAUCACAAGUAAAAAGAGAGAGAACUCUUCCCCUCACCAAAAAAUAAAAAAGAAAGAUAAAUGAUUCCGUCCAUGUUAAUUUUUCUGAGAGGAUGGACAGACUGGAGAUGGGAUCAGUGGAUGUAAAAAAAGCGGGAAGAAGCUGGACCUGAAAACAGCUUUAAAAUUCCCCAGGUCAGUGGCUGCUGAGGGGUCUCCAAUUGUCCCAUGAGAAUGAGCAUCGUAGUGGAGGGUUGGGCUGUGAUGCUCCUUGGAGGCUGAACAUUGUGCCCUGAAGCUGGAAAGAUUUAAAAAUGAAUUUCCAUAUCAAAGACUUAAAUCCACUUAAAUCCACUUCUCAAAGGCAGCAGAGAUCCUGAGUCACCCUGCUUGGGUGGGGCAAGCAAUAUGCCAGAUCUCCUUUCUAACUCCACAUCUGCAGUGCAAGGAAAUUUUGAGUCACCCCCUGGAAAGGAAAUGGAAACACAUCCAUUCGCGCGCGAAAAGCAAAGAAAAGUGAUCCAAGCUCUCUCUUCCUGGUGAGGCAGCAGCCAUGGCUGCUUCUGGAGGUCCCGUGCAGGAUCUCUGCGAGGAAGCCACUUGCCCCAUCUGCCUGGAGUAUUUCAGGGAUCCGGUGAUCAUCCCGGAGUGCGGGCACAACUUCUGCCGAGCCUGCCUGAUCCAGUGCUGGGGGGAAUCCGAGGGAGAGGCUUCCUGCCCUCAUUGCAGAGAAAUCAUUCAGCACAGGAACCUCAUCCCCAAUCGGCCGCUGAAAAAUGUUGUGGAAAUACUAGUAGCCGAGAAAGUCUCCCUUCCAGGGGAAAAGGGGGCAGAAGGAAAAGGAAAGGUCUGCGAGAAGCACCAGGAGCCCCUGAAGCUCUUCUGCAAGGAGGAGGAAAGCCCCAUCUGUGUGGUGUGUGACAGAUCCAAGGAGCACAAGAAACAUGAGGUGAUUCCUCUGGAAGAGGCGUCCCAGGAGUACAAGGUAGGAAAAUGCAGUGGGUCUCGAUUUGGGGUGCAGUGGGGAGACAUAGGUGUGCACAAGGGAGACUUGAAACAAAAUGUUUUACUACACACACACACACGCCAGACAAGAGAAAAUCUCCAGUAAGAGAUCCUGGGCUGCUUCACAGGGGCCAAAUUCUGGGAUGCCGAAGGGUGACCCAAGCAUACUACAGUGGUACCUCGGGUUAAGUAAUUAAUUCAUUCCGGAGGUCCGUACUUAACCUGAAACUGUUCUUAACCUGAAGCACCACUUUAGCUAAUGGGGCCUCCUGCUGCUGCUGCGCCAUCGCUGCACGAUUUCUGUUCUCAUCCUGAAGCAAAGUUCUUAACCUGCGGCACUAUUUCUAGGUUAGCGGAGUCUGUAACCUGAAGCGUACGUAACCUGAAGCGUAUGUAACCCGAGGUACCACUGUAUUUAACUUGCCUAUUAUCGGUAUACUAAAACGUUUGUUUUUAAAGAAAGGAACCAAACUGUUUUCUCUUCAGGAUCAACUCUGCAGCUGGAUAGAAAUUCUGAAGAAGGAGACGUGGGAAACUCUGGCAGUUAAAGCAGACUUUGAGAAGGAAAGCCAAGACCUGCUUGUAAGUGUUGCUCUUCCCGGGGUGUGGAAAAGUGCCAUAUAUUUCAGAAUCGCUGUCUGAAAUCCAGAAAGGGGUGUAUGUGUGUGAGAGAGAGGGGGGUGUUAUCUAAUGCACCCCCUUACUAUUUAUAAUGGCCUGAUUGCCCAAAGAACAUGAAAUAGCAUGGGGUGAGGGGUGAUUGUAAGCUUGCUUCUGAAUAUUGGUGCGAAUGUCAGAUGUGCCCUUCCAAAGGAAUUCUCAAAACCGAUCGCUUGAGUCUGCAAAGCCUCACUCUUGGUUCCUGAGACUCACCCGCGGUUCUCACCUUUUCACUUUACAGUGGUACCUCGGGUUAAGAACUUAAUUCGUUCUGGAGGUCCGUUCGUAACCUGAAACUGUUCUUAACCUGAGGUACCACUUUAGCUAAUGGGGCCUCCCGCUGUCACCGCGUGUUUUCUGUUCUCAUCCUGAGGUAAAGUUCUUAACCCGAGGUACUAUUUCUGGGUUAGCGGAGUCUGUAACCUGUAACCUGAAGCGUCUGUAACCCGAGGUACCACUGUAUUUGCUGCAGAAACGAACAGAAGCAGAGAGGGAAAAGAUGGUGGCUGAGUUCCGACGGCUACGACAGUUUCUGGAAGCACUAGAGAAAAAUCUCCUGGCCCGGAUGGCAGAGGUGGAGAAGGAGAUUGCCAGGAAAAGCGAGGAGCACCUGGCCAGGCUCUCAGAGAAGCUCUCCUCUCUUGAAAACCGCAUCAAGGUGAUGCAGGAGAAGUUUCAGCAGCCAGCCAGCCAACUCCUGCAGGUAAAGUCUGGUUCUGAAGUGAUAGAGUGGAGUGUACCAAUUCACAUUACAAACAGGGAGAUGCCAUUUUUGAAAUCUCCCCCACCCACAUAAAGCCAAUCAGGGGAGGAAGCCUGAACUGGUACACAUUAUCCUAGCCUUCAACACUUUCCAGCCUGAAACUCACUUUUAAACCAAACAUGCAUUUUUUUAAAAAAAACAACAAAACCUGCCCCUGCAUAAAUGGCUGUACUUUGCCAUUUGAUUCACUUAUCUUACGAUUAUCGAUGUGUGUGUGUUUAAUGGGGAAGGUUUGGUUUUGCACUUGGCCUAUAUAUAUAUAUAUCUAUAUAUAUAUAUAUAUAUCUGCUUCAGUUGUUGAGCGUUUGAAAUAGACCCACUCCAUGUUACACAGGGAAAUGUCUUCACUGAAUCUCCCUUUUUAUUUCCCUCUAGGAUAUCAGAAGCUUCUUACAGAGGUAAGCACAAAGAUCACCUAGGAUCACUGCCGGGGAGCAGACCCAACUCAGGCGUAGGAAACUAUAGGAAUAUGUUAAGGAGGAGAGUGAAACAACAGUGACCUUACUAUAUAGUGGUCAUGGGAGAUUUCAACUUCCCCCAUAUCUGUCGGAACUCAAACGCUGCCAAGAAAUUAAGGUCCCCCAAAUUCCUCCAUUGUCUUGCUGACAAUUUCGUUGUCCUCACCAGCAAGGAGGAACUGAUCUGUUCUGUGAUGCUAGGAUUCUAAUUAAGAUUCCACACCUACAUAGAACUGCAGAGUUGAAAGGGACCCUGAGGGUCACCCAGUCCAGCCCCUGCAAUGCAGAAAUCUCAACUAACUCAUAUAGUACAUAUAGGCCAUCCAACCUCUGCUUAAAAAUCUCCAAGGAGGGAGAGUCCACCACCUCCUGAGGGAGUCUGUUCUGCUGUUGUGCAGCUCUUACUGCCAGAAAGUUCUUCCUUAGUUGGAAACUCCUUUCUUGUAAUUUGAAGCCAGUGUGGUGUGGGAGCCAGUGUGGUGUAGUGGUUAAGAGCGGUAGACUCGUAAUCUGGGGAACCGGGUUUGCUUCCCCGCUCCUCCACAUGCAGCUGCUGGGUGACCUUGGGCCAGUCACACUUCUCUGAAGUCUCUCAGCCUCACUCACCUCACAGAGUGUUUGUUGUGGGAGAAGAAGGGAAAGGAGAAUGUUAGUCACUUUAAGACUCCUUAGGUAAAGGUAAAGGGACCUCUGACCAUUAGGUCCAGUCGUGACCGACUCUGGGGUUGCGGCGCUCAUCUCGCUUUAUUGGCCAAGGGGGCCAGCAUACAGCUUCUGGGUCAUGUGGCCAGCAUGACUAAGCCGCUUCUGGCGAACCAGAGCAGCGCAUGGAAACGCCGUUUACCUUCCCGCCGGAGCGGUACCUAUUUAUCUACUUGAACUUUGACGUGCUUUUGAACUGCUAGGUUGGCAGGAGCAGGGACCGAGCAACGGGAGCUCACCCGUUGCGGGAAUUCGAACCGCUGACCUUCUGAUCGGCAAGUCCUAGGCUCUGUGGUUUAACCCACAGCGGCACCCACAUCCCUUUGAGACUCCUUAGGGUAGUGAUAAAGCGGGAUAUCAAAUCCAAACUCCUCCUCCUCCUCCUCCUCCUCUUCUUCUUCUUCUUGUCUUACCCUCCAGAGCAGGAGGAAACAAGUUUCCUCCAUCUUCCAUGUGUCAGCCCUUUAGAUAUUUGAAGAUAUCCUCUCAGUCUCAUCUUUACCGGGUUAAACAUGCCCAACUCCUGCGACCGUUCCUCAUAAGGCACGUGGCUUUACAGAGAGCUACUCUUCAUUGGAAGGAUGGUGGGUUGAUGAUGAUCUUCUCCCCCAGGUCUCGGGCAAAGCAGAACUUGCAGGAUCCUCCUGUGGCUUUUCCUCCUGCCCUGAAGUGGAGGAUCUGGGACUUCUGCGAUAUAAACCCCUUCCUGGAGGGUGUUAUGAAAAAAUUCACAGGUAAUGAAAAAGAGCUGCAAGGUUCAUGUUAAAAAUUGUGCACGAAUGCUUCGAGGUCAUUUGCAAUGUGAGCAAGGCUGGGAAAUAGAAUAAUUAGGCAAUGAAAAGGCAAAAAUAUUGAACUGCAGAAAGGGCUCGGCUCAAACAUAGUCUGGACAACUGCAUCCUGCUCAUUUGUAGAUGCUAUGGACUUCAGCAUCCAGCCUUGUUAAACAGUGGGAUGGGGGAAUGAUUUCACAUCGUCCCAACUCUGGGUCCCUCUAGCUCAAUAUUGUCUACAGUGAUGCUCUCCAGGAGUUCAGGCAAGAGGCGUUUCCAUCCCUCCCUGGAUAGGCCAGGGACUGACCCUGGAACCUGGAAUGGCUGAAGAUAAGGCCAUCCUCCAAUGGCAGCAGGCCUUAACUCCCCACUCAAAAACCUGGGAAUUCAAUCCACCCUCUCUGUCUGGGGAGCUGAAUUUGCAGCCAAAAAAGGGGACAGCUGAGACUCGUUCUCCACUUCCCAGGAUCAGGAAGCUUCAGCUGAGAUUUGGCAGCUCCUCAAGGUUUCUGGGGAGAUCUAUGAGUGGGGGUCCCUGUUCUUCCAAGCAGACAUAAGCUUGUUGGUCCAGGCACCGCCCCUGCCCUGACGUAUGCAGGGAGAAUCAACAUGGUGGCUUGCCAAUGUUUUUGCCCACAACUCCCAUCAUCCCCAGCCAGCAUGGUCCGUUCCUAGGAAUGAUGGGACUUGCAGUCCAUAACAUCUGGAGGGCACCAUGUUGGCCACCCCGAGCUAUAAUGCUGUGAGCUCGUUGAAUUGUAGGGGACCUUUUGCCAAAUGCAAAAGGGUUCAUUCUUAAUGGAUAUUUGAAGUAACGACAAACCACUGGUGGAGCAGAAAGUCUGGAUUUAUUGAGCAAAAAUAGGACUUUAGACCCACAUACAAAAAUGCAAAUCCUCACCCAAGGUCAAAAAGGCAGGCAAUCAACAAUCUGUUAACACAGAGGAGCUAAACAGCCAACAAACAGCCACAUCUCCCUCUUUACAAGGGCACAGUACUAGGCUACCGGUAGAAUCCCUCCUUCCAGCUGUAGGGAGGCCCAAGGACGAGCUUAGGUCAGUAUUGAAUGAAAGGUUAAUUGCACAAGGCCAGCUCCAGCUCCUAAAUCACAAUUCUUCCGCAUUUCCACUAAAGGGUCAUCUAGUCCAACCCCUUGCAAAGCAGGAAUUUUUUGCCCAACAUGGGUCUUGAACCCGUGACCUUGAGAUUAAGAGUCUCGCGCUCUACUGAUGGAGCUACCAAGGCUCAUGUUAUCAUUACCAGAUUUCUGACCAGGAAUGGUGGUGUGGCACUGAGUCUAUGUUCCCCUUUCCUUCUCCAGAAUCUCUGCGGUCAGGACUUCAGCUGAGAAAAGGUAAAUUUCCAAGUCUGUUUGGGGUGAAGAGCUCCAAGAGGUCUCCUUGAGAAGGGGGUCAUUGGAGACGCAUUUCACGUUCUCAUAUCUGUGUCCGUUCACCAAUAAAGACUGGCAGAACAUAGGUGGUGGCAGCAAACAGCUUAAACGAUCCAGCAGGUGGAUCCACUGCCCCACAUCAGAGAGAUCUCUCCCCAUUUGCUUUAAGCUCAAAGAACCCAAAUUCUGUUGUGUGUCCUCUUCUGCCUGUGACUCACUCAGCUAUGUGUUUUUCUUCAUGCACAGACAAUAAGAUUAUAUCCUCCUUAGCCAUGAGUCCAGACAUGUUCCCUUUCAAGACCUCUCAGAUGUUUCUUUGUUAUUUUGUCAGGGAUGUUUUUAACCAAAAAAGGAAGGCGACAACUCUGCUGGGGCUGGAGCUCCAUUAACUCCUCCUAAUCUAACUCCUAAUGGGAUGUGGGUGGCACUGUGAGUUAAACCACAGAGCUUAGGACUUGCCAAUCAGAAGGUCGGCGGUUCGAAUCCCCGCGACGGGGUGAGCUCCCAUUGCUCGGUCCCAGCUCCUGCCAGUUCGAAAGCACGUCAAAGUGCAAGUAGAUAAACAGGCGGGAAGGUAAACGGCGUUUCCGUGCGGUGCUCUGGUUCGUCAGAAGCGGUUUAUUCAUGCUGGCCACAUGACCCGGAAGUUGUACGCCGGCUCCCUGAGCCAAUAAAGCGAGAUGAGUGCCGCAACCCCAGAGUCGGCCACAACUGGACCUAAUGGUCAGGGGUCUCUUUACCUUUACCAUUAACUCCUAAUCUCAUAAAAUGAGGGAGGCAGUGCAGGAUGUGGAGACAGAAACCUGGUCUUGUCCUGGACAUUUUAUCCUGGACAUUUUAGGAGCAGGUGGGUAGUAGUGUAGCAGGGCUGGGUGAUAUAUCAAUAUAUUGUCCAAAACUGGUUUGAAAUCCAUAUUGUGCUAAUCGGUUUUGUAAUUUUUGACCUGGUAAUAUAUCACGAAUCACGAUGUGUGUAUGUGUGUUAUGCAAAAAACACAGGGAAGGAAAAGCCGGGAAGCCAGCCAAUGCUUCUUUCACUUCCGGCUGCCUCUGUUAACUCUGCCAGCUCAAACACUCCUUUGCCUCAUGUAGGGGGCAGCGAAUCUCAAGAGUGGGUGCCAGCAAAAAUCGCGAUGUGGGAAAAACCGUGAAGCCAGCUCAAGCUCCAUCCUUAUUUCAGACAUUGUGAUAUAUCAGUAUAUUGCAAUGUUUAGCUGGUGAUAUAUCGUGACCUUGAAAACCAGGUACAGUGGUACCUUGCUUCUCAAACUUAAUCCGUUCCAGAGGUCCAUUCCAAAACCAAGGCGCGCUUUCUCAUAGAAAGUAAUGCAAAAUGGAUUCAUCCGUUCCAGACAGAACAACCGCUAAAACAGCAAUUUAACAUGAAUUAUACUCUCUAACAAGACCAUUGAUCCAUAAAAUGAAAGCAAUAAUCAAUGUACUGUACAAUAAAAUAAAAAAGACAGUAUUGUAGAUAAUAAAAUAUAUAUAUAUAUCUUACCUGCACUGAUGAUAGUAAUUGUUUGGAUGGGGGGCUUUUUAAAAUCCAUUUCUGCAGUCACACAAUCAAUCAAUCAGUAGCUGAACUGUGUUCCGCACAGUCACAAGAACAAAUUAACCAAAAAAAGCCUUUAAAAAAAAAACCAACGCAAAAUAAAUAGCAAAAACAAAAGCGCCAAACUUAAUCCAUUCCGGAAGUUCGUUUGACUUCUGAAAUGUUCAAAAACCAAGGCGCAGCUUCUGGUUGGUGCACAGGGCCAUCUUAAGCAUAUCCGGCACUGUGGUGCAAAGAUUCCCCCCCCCAAAGUUGUUGACCUUUUUCAGGGGGGAACCCCAAAGUUGUUGACCUUUUUUUAGGGGGCUGACACCACACAUACACAUUAUUAUCUCUGCUUGGGAAAAGAAAACAGGAAACCUAAACAAAGAACCAGUAAACAGUUAGGAUGCAGCUUAACUGCGUAUCAGAAAGGCACCCAGCCAAUUUGGUUGCCAGUAAAUAUUCCUGCAGGCAUUUCUGAGAUCAUGGUCUUUCCAACAAGUGGCUUUGUUAAUUGUCUUACUUUAAAUGUUGUGAUGAUCCUAUGCCCUUUUAAAAUGUGGUUUUGGGGAGUGAGGGGGUUAUUAGGGUUGUUGUUCUUAUUUUGAUUAUGUAUUUUGUGGUUUUAUAUUUUGAUUUUAUCGCCCAGCCCUACAGUGCAGCUGCCCCCAGGAGCCUGCUGGCCUGAGUCAACUGCCUCACCAUGCCUCUUGGGUGGGCCGGCAUUGAAGUCUUGUUGACAAAAUAAGGAAGCGCUUUCCUCUGCCAUAUGUUUAGACUUAAUCCAAUCUCCCGGCUGACGUUGCUGGUCUUCUCUUUCCUCCCCUGACCCCCCCCCCCCUCUGCAGAAAACGUAACUUUGGAUCCAGGCACAGCCCAUUCCCUGCUCAUUCUGUCUGCAGAUCUUAAGAGUGUGAGGAAGGGAGAAAGGCAUCAAGACAUACUAAACAACCCAAAGAGAUUCGACUACCAAUACUACGUGCUGGGACAUGAGGCGUUCAGGGAAGGCAGACAUUUCUGGGAAGUGGCUGUGGGGAGCGAGGGGGAAUGGGCAGUGGGGGUGGCCAGAGAGUCUGUGAAGAGGAAAGGCGAGUUCAUCCCGGGUCCUAAGGAAGGUUUCUGGCGCAUAGGGAAGUGGAGUGAUCAAUACAGGGUCUCCACCCGCAAUGGACACCCUGUUUCAAUUCUGGGUGGGGAGCCCAAGAGGAUCCGAGUGGCCCUGAACUGUGAAGGGGGACGGGUGUCCUUUUACAAUGCAGAUACAGCAGCCCUUCUCCACUCAUUCUCAGAAGCCUCUUUCUCUGGAGAGACCCUCCAGCCCUUCUUUUACGUGAGCAAGAAAGGCAUACUGAAACUCUCUGCCUAAGGGUGGAGACAGAUGGGCAUAAACUCACUGCAUUGAUAAACCUUUCUCCCUGGCAGUGGGCAGGCUUUGGCAACCUUUAGUAACCUGGUGCCCUAAGCAAGGUCAAAAUCUGCCAACCCCAAAUGGUUUUUCUCAGUCGCAGGCAUUCUCAAUUUUGCGCCCCCUUCAGCUCAGUGUCCUGUUCAGGGGAACCACCCACACCACCCUAAAUGCAGGAUCAAACCCACAAGGUUACUUCCGCCCUGAGGAGCCAUAGGUUGCUGCAGAAUGAUUGGCUGGCCCAUGUGGCAUUCACGAUGCCACGCCUCCUUUUCAGCCCAGUUCUGUACAAGGGGUGCUACCCAACUGAGCAGACCCUUUGCAUUGUUUGACAAACUCGGCCAUGUUUAUUAACUUUGAAGGGUAUACUCUGAAUAGGACUAGCUUUGGGCACCACCCACAGCAAUGAUUUUGGCUGGCUCUUGGGUCAAUCCAGAAGACUGUCAAAAGCAUUUUAGUGCCAACUUCUCCUAAUAAACACAUGCCUGUAUGCAGUUUUGACCAAUGUGCACAUUCCCCACCACCACCAAUAUAUUUCUCCUACCAUAAUGCAUCUUUGUAUGUUAUUUUCACAACAAUAUUCAUUUUCACGCUGCCAGUUUUUUGAGCACUUUCACCCAAUAAACGUAUUAUUGUGAGCAUAGGUUUGGCUUGGGAAAUGGCAUUGCAAUAUUUGGAUAAAUGCACAUUUCAAUGGAUAGCUAUGUUAUAGGUUGUCAGGUUGCUAUUGGAAUGUGUGGAUCAGAGUGAUUCAGUUUUCAGUAUGUUCUUUGUUAAUUAUUUUUUAAAACACAUUUUUAUUUUUAUUAAAGAUUUGUU